Messenger RNA from Danio rerio (zebrafish), 1387 nucleotides. RefSeq names its product crystallin, alpha A (gene cryaa). NCBI's taxonomy places the organism in Eukaryota, Metazoa, Chordata, Actinopteri, Cypriniformes, Danionidae. Gene Ontology annotation, cellular component: nucleus; cytoplasm. Gene Ontology annotation, molecular function: structural constituent of eye lens. The record is from RefSeq and is marked validated.
CUUUGUACUGUACUAGCCUCUAUUAGCCUCCUACUUGUGUUCAGUUCACAUCUUUUGUUCAUCAGGUGCAAUAAGUUACAGUAAGGAGUUACCAGGUCUGACAUUAUGGAUAUUGCCAUCCAACACCCUUGGUUCAGACGCACACUGGGCUACCCCACCCGACUCUUUGAUCAGUUCUUUGGAGAAGGCCUGUUCGAUUAUGACCUAUUCCCCUUCACCACUUCAACUGUCAGCCCUUACUAUCGACACUCACUCUUCCGCAACAUCCUGGACUCCUCCAACUCAGGUGUCUCUGAGGUGAGGUCUGACAGAGAAAAAUUUACAGUUUAUCUGGAUGUGAAACAUUUCUCUCCUGAUGAGCUCAGUGUCAAGGUGACAGAUGACUAUGUGGAGAUCCAGGGCAAGCAUGGAGAAAGACAGGAUGAUCAUGGCUACAUCUCCCGUGAGUUCCAUCGUCGCUACCGCCUGCCUUCCAAUGUGGACCAGUCUGCCAUCACCUGCACACUGUCUGCUGAUGGCCUGCUCACUCUUUGUGGACCCAAGACAAGUGGCAUAGAUGCUGGCCGUGGAGAUCGCACCAUCCCUGUUACCCGCGAGGACAAGAGCAACUCGGGCUCUUCCUCCUAGACAGGCUGAACCCACAGCCAGGUGGUGGUAUGGAGGUGUGAGUGGGGCUGAAUGGGGGGCCUAGGCUUUAAUUUCAGAGGGCAUCUAAAGGUGGAUUCAAGCAAAUCCUCUAUUUGUUUAUCACUAAGCAAGUCCCUCCUCCCACCUCCGGGUGUCAGUGUAUAUCUGGCCCUAUAUUCUUUCAUUUGACUACACUAGCUAAUAAUCUUCAUAAUCCACUAUGAUUGUUUUUUUUUUUCCUUAUAUGCUACUCACACAGGAAAUGGACCAGGCUGAUUGGAUGACAGUCACAAUAUCAUUUCGUAUAUGUAUAUAUAUAUAUAUAUAUAUAUAUAUAUAUAUAUAUAUAUAUAUAUAUAUAUAAGCAUCUGUCCCACUUUCCAGUCGGCAGUUAAGUGACAAGCAAUUCUGAAUUCUACAAGCUUCUGAUUUUGACCAACCUGGUGACAGAGUAAAAGUGAUCAUUAUUUAAAUGCAUAUUUCUUUUGCUGUAGAGAACACAUAGUUCUGAGAAGGGAUGUCAACAGGGGUUUAAGAGCUUAUUUAAAAAAAAAAAAAUUCUGUUUGACGACUUAAUCCAAAAGAGAUUUUAUAACUGGCACCAGUCAAACCUCCGCUUUCUCCCUAACCUGUGUCAAGACCUCUUUUGUCAUCGACUCUUUCUCGUCUUGUAGGGUUAGCCUUGUUCUACUGAUUACUGACUCCACAUGGGGCCAUAAAAAGUGAUCAAAGAUAAUAAAGAUGUAACCUUAACCUUUCA